Messenger RNA from Heteronotia binoei (common prickly gecko), 3824 nucleotides. RefSeq names its product MYB proto-oncogene like 2 (gene MYBL2). Gene Ontology annotation, cellular component: nucleus. The record is from RefSeq and is a predicted model, not a curated record. Gene Ontology annotation, biological process: regulation of DNA-templated transcription. Gene Ontology annotation, molecular function: DNA-binding transcription factor activity, RNA polymerase II-specific; RNA polymerase II cis-regulatory region sequence-specific DNA binding. Bases 263 to 2308 code for a protein of 681 amino acids. The transcript has 14 exons. NCBI's taxonomy places the organism in Eukaryota, Metazoa, Chordata, Lepidosauria, Squamata, Gekkonidae.
CCUAAUACUGUGUUUGUCGUCUCCCGCGCGCACGCUCAGCGUCAAGUCGCCGGAAAAGGUAGCUGGUUGGGGCGGAGUUGGCGGGAGAUAGGAAAGUGCUUUUUGGUCUCCGGCGGGCGCGGGGAAGCUUGCAGCUCCGCCGGUUCAGCUGCGCGCGCUAUUCAUGGGGGGCUCUCCCUAACAAGAGGUGUUUGCAAGAUCCAGCAGCUUCGCGGUUCUUUGGAAAGUUUAUUUGAUCGGUUUGAAGGCGGUAAAGGGCAAGAUGUCUCGCGGAAGUGAAGAGCAAGAUGAAUUGCUUUACCAGGACUCGGAUGUACCAGAACGGCGGGAUAACCGGUGCAAAGUGAAGUGGACACGUGAAGAGGACGAGCUAUUGAAUUCUCUGGUGACAAAGUAUGGACAUGACUGGAAGUUCCUAGCAAGUCAUUUUCCUAACCGCACUGAACAGCAGUGUCAGUACCGCUGGCUAAGGGUGUUAAAUCCAGUCUUGGUUAAAGGUCCAUGGACCAAACAGGAAGACCAGAAGGUGAUAGAGUUGGUGAAAAAAUAUGGCACAAAGCAGUGGACACUCAUAGCCAAACACUUGAAAGGCAGGCUAGGAAAACAGUGUCGAGAACGAUGGCACAACCACCUGAACCCCGAAGUGAAGAAGUCAUCCUGGACAGAGGAAGAAGACCGCAUAAUCUGUGAGGCUCACAAGGUUCUGGGAAACCGAUGGGCUGAGAUUGCUAAGCUACUUCCAGGGAGGACUGACAAUGCUGUGAAGAACCACUGGAAUUCCACUAUCAAAAGGAAAGUGGACACAGGAGGUUUUCUUAAUGAAACUAAAGAAUCUAAGCCCCUCUAUCUCCUGGUGGAGGCAGAAGGCACAGAAAGUCAAAAUGCGCAGGAAGCUUCAAGCCAGCCAGCAUUUUUAGCCAACUGGCCAGUGAAUGCCUUGGAAAUCAAAGAGGAGGAAGCCAAUACUGAAGAACCAAUUGGCUUCCAUCAGCUGCCUUCUGAGCAACCAGCUGUGGGCUUGGAGCAGGACGAUGCCAAGGAAGUUACAGAAAACACAGCACCCCAUGAUGCUUUGGGGGAAGAUUCUCCAUACACGUGGGUGGUAGAAGCUGGCAGCUAUCUGUGUCCUGCUGUUCCAUCUAUUACAGAAGCUCUGGAUAUGAUUGAAUCUGACCCAGAUGGCUGGUGUGAUCUUACUCAGUUUGACCUGCCAGAGGAUCCCUCUGCAAGCAACAGCCCAGAUAACCAAACCUCUGUCAGGCCUUACUCUUCCUUGCCAAAUGUGACUGCAUACCGUUUGGAUGGCCACACCAUUUCAGAUCUGAGCAAAGGCAGCAAGGGUGAGCUCAUCCCUAUCUCCCCACGCACCGACAUGACUUUCGGCACGCCACCCUCUGUACUUAAGCGGCAGAAGAAGAGAAGAGUCACCCUCUCACCAGUCACAGAGGGUGGGACUGCUACUAGCCUCUCCUUCCUGGACUCCUGCAACAGCAUGACUCCCAAAAGCACGCCUGUCAAGAGCACCCCUGUCAAGACACUGCCAUUUUCCCCUUCUCAGUUCUUAAAUUUCUGGACCAAACAAGACACUCUGGAUCUCGAGAACCCCUCGUUAACCUCCACACCUGUGUGCAGCCAGAAAGUAAUAGUGACCACUCCAUUACACAGAGACAAGACACCAUUACUCCAAAAAAAUUCUGCGUUUGUGACACCUGAUCAGAAAUAUGUAGCAGACAACACACCUCAUACGCCUACGCCUUUCAAGAAUGCUCUGGAGAAAUAUGGUCCACUGAGGCCUUUGCCGCCUACACCUAGCCUGGAAGAGGAUUUGAAAGAGGUACUGCGGAGUGAGGCUGGCAUUGAGCUGAUCAUAGAAGAUGACGCGAAGCCAGAGAAGCAGAAGAGAAAACAAGGACUGCGCAGGAGUCCCAUUAAAAAGGUCAGGAAAUCUCUCGCCUUAGACAUUAUGGAUGAAGACUUGAAGUUGACCGUUUCCACCCUGGCCAAACCUGUGUGCUUCAAAAGAGGUCAGUCUGUGAGCUUCCUUUCCCAGUCCCUAAACCUGUCUGUGUCAAGCAGCAAGAGUGAGAGCAGCCUGCUCAACCGAGGGUUUGUUCAAGUAAAGACAGAGAAAACACCAUCUUCCAAGAAAAUCCAAAGCAAAUACAGGCCGCCAACCGUGAUGUCCAGUGCCUGGAAAACUGUGGCAUGUGGUGGCUCUAGAGAUCAGCAGAUCAUGCAGGACAAAGCUCGGGAGAUCUUGGGCGUGUUGAAACAGAACCAAACAUCACGGACACUGAUCUUAUCUUGAAAGACUCCAUAACCUUUCAUAGUUUCUUAUUUUUAUAUCAAUGGGGCAAGGCAACAGGAAAACAAACUGCUGCCCUGCACUUGCUUUCAUUUCUUCCGAGUAUUUUGUCAUGGAGACUUCAAUUAAUUGUUCCAAGUUCUGAGUUCUAAAUGGGUUGCAGUUUUGGAAAUCUUUUGUAGCAGAAUAGAUGCCAAGAGCUGGACAACAGCCCAACAUUAUUAAAGUUGAGGUAUCGCCACUUUCCUUGACAGUCGUCCUCUUACCAUUUCUAUAAAUGGAACUUGAGAGCAGUCUUGUUCUUUCUUUCAACUAAUCUGCAAGACAGUGGUCUAAGCAGUGGAUCAGUGCUUGGUAGAGAACACCUGGAACUCUGGAUUUGGUUUUGACCUCCUUGAACAGAUCUAUGGAAGUGCAAUUCUCUAAAGUCCCUGCUGGUUUCAUCAGUACAAUCAUGUAUUUUGCUCUUGUUUUUUUUCUUCUGGCAGUGGAUUGGGACAGAAGAAUACCUGUUAUACAGUAUCUAAUGUUUUGCUCAUUAAAUUGAGGGAUAGUAGAGCAGCAAUAAUUUCUUCCCUGGAUCAUUGCAGCCUAUAUUAGAAAUAAUAAAAUCACAUCUUCUAAAGCCACCCUAGCAUAUCCGUGUCCCCUUACUCAGAUCGGACAUCACAUGCUAGACCCAUAUGUAUUGAACUUUUGUGCAAACUACGAAAGUAAGGGAACUGAGGGAUCAUGCCCACCACAAACUUAUUAUCUGUUUCUUAUCCUGAACCAUAUCAGCAAUAUGUAAGAAUCUCUAGCGAUCUUGCAAGGAUGCUCAGGAGACUUGUUUAGCUUAUUUCCAUUAAGACUCUUAAUUCAUUAAAAAAAUUUCAGUUGGUUUAAGCAACUGACUUCUAUGCAUUUAAUCCUCAGAAUAGGUAGAUUUUUGAGAUUAGUGGAAACAUGAAAUCACUUAGUUUAAUAAAUAAAAGGUGUCACUCAGUGUUGGAAAUCAAAGGUUAUCUUUACCAUUUUUGUUUUUUACAGCAAAACCAGAAUAGUUCCCCAAACAAAAUAGUAUGACCUUAACUCUAGCGAUCACCAAUUUUAAAGUCAAUACUCAAUGACAAAUCUGUAUGGAAUUCAGGGUGCCCUCUGCACAGUUACCAGAGAUGAACAGGUUCCUGGGACCUACUGAUAAACCUUAGGAAGGGGUAUGCCAUGAUAAGAAAAUCCCAAGAGGAAUGCUGAGACUGAGGAAAUGGAGUCACAGCAUACAGGGUUCAAAGUGACUUCACUGAAUACCAGUGAAACAAAACUCCACUGGAAUUUAAUGCCGCAUGAUUCAGUGUUGAUGGGGUUCUGAUGUGGUAGCUUUACAUUUCUUUGAAUCAGUAAUGGAAAGUGGCUGUGUUUAAUCAGACGGGUAAACUCCAAGACAGAGAUGGAGACUGAAAAGAAUUUUGUUGCUGAAAUACUGUCUUAAACCAAAAUAAAAGGUGGGAUAGAAAUGUUUUAAUAAAAUAAUAAAAUACUA